Messenger RNA from Sordaria macrospora k-hell, 897 nucleotides. RefSeq lists its product as uncharacterized. The record is from RefSeq and is a predicted model, not a curated record. Lineage: Eukaryota; Fungi; Ascomycota; Sordariomycetes; Sordariales; Sordariaceae.
AUGACCACCACCGCAACUAUGCCAUCAUCCCAUUACGCCUACUCCUCCAACCCAAACCCAAACCCGAACCCAUCCGACCCCUCCGAUCCAUCCAACUUCUCCACCCCUCUCAGCCCGCCUGGCUCUUCCCGUCCCUGUCCUCGCAACCCUUUCACCCCUUCUUCAAGUACUCCAACCCUCCCCUCAAUAACCCACUCCCUCCUCCAAAUAGCCCUCUUUCUCAAGCGCGACUUUCGCUUCCUCAAAUUAACCACUGCUUCCUGUCCCGCCUUCUCCCUUGACAUCGCCAUCGAGUACAACUCAGAGGGAAUCCACACCCUCCUGCAAACUUCUCUUUACCGACUCAACUCAUCAACUCGAAACUUCGUUCGCAAGGCCAAUAUACUGUUGGAUGAGGAGGUGAAUCGGAGUUUUGAUGCUUAUUUACAUGGUCAGUUGCCUCUACAUCGGGAUGGGCAGCGGCACUUUAAGGAUUACGUUGAAGAUUCUGGGUAUUCGAGUCCGUUGAGCUCAGAUGGGGAUGAGGAUAAGAAUGACGAUGGGGGUGAGGAUGAAAUCGAAGAUACAAUGAUGAUGACUGUAGAAGAAAAGGAAACGAGAAAAGAACUAAAGAGGUUGGUGGGGGUUGUGGAGGAGUUGAGGGGGGUGUUUUUCAAGAAGGCUGGGAAGUACGUCCUGAAAGGGGGAAAGAAGGCAAUGGGGAAUAGGGAAGUUGGUGAUGGGGCUGGGGACGGCGAGGUGGAAUAUUUGGUGGUGGGGAGGCUGUUUGGGGAUGGAGAGGGUGAAGGAAAGGGAAGGAGGGGAGGCGAGGAUGUGAAGAUGGGAUUGGAGAGGUUAGUUGGGCGGUUGGGAAUGGGGAAGAGAGAGGAAUAUCAGGUGAGAGUUUGUCGGAUAUGA